AUGUCUUCUUCUACCGAGAUGAAUUGCACGCAUGGCGGCGGCGCCCGUACUGAGGGCGAUGGCGCUGCCGCCACCACGGAGGUUGCCGAAAUUACGAGACGUGUUGGAGCUGAUACUGCUGCUGCUGCUGCUGAAACAACGGGUGAUCAUCAAUCAGCAAUCGCUGAGACGACACCUCAACAAGAAACAAGCCCAGCCGAUAAAAGAACCACGGAUUCUUCUGUAGCACCAGAAACCGAUCUGACUGUUACACCUACUGCCGCUGAUAAUCAGCAACAGCAGCAGCAGACGCCGAGCUCCGGGAAUAGCCGAAGUCAGAAAUCGAAAAAGCGACAAAACCAGAAAACAUUCAGCUUAUUUGAUAUGUUCGAUAAUCAUAAAGGUAUCGGAAGUUGGGCGGAUGCCGCUCUCACGCCACAAUUCGAAAAGCAGCCAUCAACGCUUUCCGCGCAACAGGUUUAUUGGUUUUUCAGUCUUUUUUUGUGUGUGUGGAAAUUACCGGGGAAAUUGGGAAGUAGAACUGUUGUCGUGCGCCAAAGGUUCAGUUUGUUUUGGAUAUCCCAUGCUAGUGGUUUUUUUCGAGUUCUGACUGUGUGGAAAAUGAAAUCAAGUUUAAGGUGUGCGGUAUUUUUGUGUUUCUGUGCGGUACUUUUGUGCGCCCUCAAUCACUAA
This is a messenger RNA of Gongylonema pulchrum, 672 nucleotides long. NCBI's taxonomy places the organism in Eukaryota, Metazoa, Nematoda, Chromadorea, Rhabditida, Gongylonematidae. The record is from the annotation of a GenBank genome assembly.